UUCUGUAGUACCUAAAGUCAACAAAACAUUGUCCCAAGUUCUAUUGGACAGUUGAAGGAUGAAUAUAUUAUGCUAAUUAGCCAAAUGUUGUUAUAAAACAAAUGUACACGCUGUCACAUGCUUCUGAAGGACACACUUCGUACCGAGCAGGUAAACCCAACUGAAACGAGUAAAUCAUUUUACAAAAAUAUUCAUAACUUUUAAUGUAGUUGAUUUGCAGGUAUCCAGGAACAUGGCAUCGGAGGUCGUCGUCAACGGAACCGAUGUCAUACAUCCUUGUUAUGAGUUCCAUCAUCUGUAUUAUGUACUGUCAAAAACCCAUUCCUUACAGUGUGUUUUAUUGAACAUAUUUCUGUCUUUAUUAUCCAUUAUUAUCAUAUGCGGAAACCUUCUCAUCAUCAUCUCUGUGCUUUAUUUCAAACAGCUUCACACUCCUACUAAUUAUCUCAUUCUUUCUCUAGCGGUGGCUGAUUUAUUUGUCGGGGUUUUGGUGUUUCCGCUCAGCAUCGAAUUCACCGUCACUUAUUGCGUGUAUGAAGAGGAAUUGCUUUGCAAAGUGCGAAGCAGCAUCGACGUAACACUUAGCACCGCUUCUAUUUUACAUUUAUGUUGUAUUUCUAUAGAUAGAUAUUAUGCAGUGUGUAAACCUCUGAUGUAUAGAACUACAAUCACCGUUCAUGUUGUCGGGGUCAUGAUAUUGAUGAGCUGGUGUUUAUCGAUUUUAGUCGCCAUCGGUUUUUUGGUUGCGGAAUUAAACUAUGCCAAAUGCGGAGAAGAAUGUUAUAUUGAUGUUUUGAUUGCAAAUGUCGCCGGACUUAUUUGUUCCUUUUACUUUCCUGUGAGUAUAAUGUUAUGUAUUUAUGUAAAGAUAUUUCUUGUCGCACAGAAACAGGCACGCAGCAUCGAAAACGCUAACCAUCAAAGCAGGACGCCAAGAGCAACAGUCAGUAAAAUGGAGAGGAAGGCUACUAAAACUUUAAGUAUAGUUAUGGGUGUUUUUUUAAUAUGUUGGAGUCCUUUCUUUCUGUACUUUUUGGUUCAAAUUUUAAACCAGGUUUUGGUACCGAUAGCAGUUGUCGAAACACUAAACUGGUUGGCUUUGACUAAUUCAAUGCUUAAUCCGUUCAUUUAUGCUUUCUUUUACAGCUGGUUCCAGUCUGCUUUUAAAAUGAUUAUAUUAGGGAAACUAUUCCGAGAAAAUUUUUCUCGAACCGGACUUCACUGACAAGUAAUAAGAUCAGUUCUAAUCAGGUUCAUUAUAAGAUUUUUGACUCUUAAAGGACACUGUACUCCCAAGUCUAAGAACGAGCAAUCCUUCAUGUUCAUGUACGGACUUUUGUGUGUAAAUAAUUAAUAACAAACAAGCUUUUGUUUUGGAUAAAUACAAUAAGGUAGACUGGCUAAGGUCUUGACCGGCAUUGAAAUAGAAGUGUUUUGGUGAAAUUAAAAACUCCUUCCUUCCUUGUGUAUACAAAUGUAUGUUGGUUAUUAUUAUUAUUAUUUUUUUUUUUUUUUACUUAAACUUCCCACCAUCCGAAAUUUUGGACCGGUCCACACCAAAAAUUUGCAUCCACCUUUGUCAGAUUAGUAAAUAGUUGUAUCCAAAGGGGAACUGAUCGAUGUAAUACACAAGCACCAAUCACCAGCCAGCCAAUCACAGGGCACAUAUAGACAAACAACCAUUCACACUCACAUUCAUACCUAUGGACAAUUUGGAGUGGCUAAUUAAACUAGCAUGUUUUUGGAAUGGCCGAGGGUGGGAUUGAAGGGUGAGGUCUGCGCGCUAACCACUUGACCGCCGUGCAGCCCGCCUUGAUACCAAUCAAUGAUAAAUAUAUCAUAUUUGACUGAGGCUACGACCUAAACAAAAAAAUAAGGCCAAUUAUUUUACAUACACAGUUAAUAGGGUUAAGGUUUCUAUAGUACCGAAAGUCAACAAAACAUUUUCCCAAGUUCUAUUGGACAGUUGAAGUAUGAAUAUAUUAUGCUAAUUAGCCAAAUGUUGCUAUAAAUCAAGCUAACACGCUGUCACAUGCUUCUGAAGGACACACAUUGAUGUUUCAUCAAGCAGGUAAACCCAACUGUUACAUUUUAUCCCUGGUGCGUUCUUUCAGGAAAAUAUCAGUUCCCAACUAAAAACAUUUUUUUGUGGGAAAAGCUAAAUUUCAAGCAUAAUUAGCAUAAGCGGUAGAAAAUGAAUGAAUAUUUGAAUAUUUGAGUGAGGAGACCAUUGUUACUCAGUAAUAUGGUUAAGGUUUCUAUGGUACCUAAAGUCAACAAAACAUUGUCCAAAAAUUCUAUUGGACAGUUGAAGGAUGAAUAUAUUAUGCUAAUUAGCCAAAUGUUGUUAUAAAACAAAUGUACACACUGUCACAUGCUUCUGAAGGACACACUUUGUACCAAGCAGGUAAACCCAACUGUUAAAUUUUAUCCCUGGUGCUUACUUUCAGGAAAAUAUCAGUUCCCAACUAAAAACAUUUUUUGUGGGAAAAGCUACAUUUCAAGCAUAAUUUUCUCUCAUUAGAAAAAAAAAGAUUUUUUUUACGUUUUUACGUAAAACGACCCUUGUGAGGAUAAGCUGUAGAAAAUGAAUGAAUAUUUGAAUAUUUGAAUAUUUGAGUGAGGAGACCAUUGUUACACAGUAAUAGGGUUAAGGUUUCUAUAGUACCUAAAGUCAACAAAACAUUGUCCAAAAAUUCUAUUAAUUUUAUCCCUGGUGCGUUCU
This is a messenger RNA of Doryrhamphus excisus (bluestripe pipefish), 2725 nucleotides long. RefSeq names its product trace amine-associated receptor 1-like. Gene Ontology annotation, cellular component: membrane. NCBI's taxonomy places the organism in Eukaryota, Metazoa, Chordata, Actinopteri, Syngnathiformes, Syngnathidae. Gene Ontology annotation, biological process: G protein-coupled receptor signaling pathway. The record is from RefSeq and is a predicted model, not a curated record. Gene Ontology annotation, molecular function: trace-amine receptor activity.